Ziziphus jujuba (common jujube) is the source of this 1294-nucleotide messenger RNA. RefSeq names its product COMPASS-like H3K4 histone methylase component WDR5A. NCBI's taxonomy places the organism in Eukaryota, Viridiplantae, Streptophyta, Magnoliopsida, Rosales, Rhamnaceae. The record is from RefSeq and is a predicted model, not a curated record. Gene Ontology annotation, molecular function: protein binding. Bases 93 to 1046 code for a protein of 317 amino acids. The transcript is spliced from 2 exons.
UGGGUGGCUUUGAUUUCAUAGUCCACGUCGAAAGCGCUCCCUCCAAAAAUCCUCCAACGUCUGUCCAAAAACUCCAAACAGGUCAGACCAAAAUGGCGACUGAGCCAGUCCAAUAUAAACCCUAUACCCUAUCUCAAACCCUAACCGGCCACAAGCGUGCCAUCUCCGCCGUCAAAUUCUCAUCCAACGGCCGUCUGCUCGGCUCCUCCUCCGCCGACAAGACACUCCGGACCUACUCCUUCAAUGGGUCCGAUUCCAGUACCCUCUUCUCUCCGCUCCAUGAGUUUCAGGGCCACGAGCAAGGAGUCUCCGACCUUGCCUUCUCGGAGGACUCGCGGUUUCUGGUCUCUGCCUCCGACGACAAGACCCUCCGGCUAUGGGAUGUGCCCACUGGUUCCCUUAUCAAGACCCUCCACGGCCACACCAAUUACGUUUUCUGCGUCAACUUCAACCCUCAGUCCAACAUGAUCGUCUCCGGUUCGUUCGAUGAGACCGUUCGAAUCUGGGACGUCAAGACCGGCAAGUGUUUGAAGGUCUUGCCCGCUCAUUCUGACCCCGUCACUUCCGUCGAUUUCAACCGCGAUGGGUCGCUCAUUGUCUCCAGUAGCUACGACGGUCUCUGUAGGAUUUGGGAUGCUUCUACUGGGCAUUGUAUGAAGACCCUCAUCGACGAUGAGAACCCGCCUGUUUCCUUUGUCAAGUUCUCGCCCAAUGGCAAGUUUAUCCUUGUUGGUACUCUGGAUAAUACUUUGAGGCUAUGGAACUUGUCGACUGGGAAAUUUCUGAAGACAUACUCUGGCCAUGUUAAUUCAAAAUAUUGCGUUUCGUCCGCGUUUUCUGUGACAAAUGGGAAGUAUAUAGUUAGUGGUUCAGAAGAUAAUUGUGUAUACCUGUGGGAAUUGCAGAACAGAAAAAUAGUACAGAAAUUGGAAGGUCACACUGACACGGUUAUAUCAGUAUCAUGUCAUCCCAAAGAGAACAUAAUUGCAUCUGGUGCACUCGGCAACGACAAGACUCUGAAAAUCUGGUCACAGUCCAAGGAUUGAGAGUCUUUUUUGCUCUUUGUUAUGAGUCUUUAUGAUUCUCAAAAACCAACUUUAUUUAUGAAUAUUAUGUAUGUCAGUGUAGUUUAGAACUUUUCUUUUGUGGUCGGAGAUCAAACUGGAUCGAAAUGUUCAAUUGCAAAUUAAGCUAUGUUUUGAGAUGCACUAAGCCACUGUGCCUGUGUGUUUUAAUGGGGUGAUGAGGUUUGUAAAGUCUGUAUAUUUCCAAGCAUAUAUAUGGUAAUUGAAUC